AUGAGGGGAGAGAAUAAGACAUUGGUGGAAGAUUUCAUUCUCCUGGGACUCUUCCCUGAGUUUAGACAUUCUGGCAUCUUAAUUUCUAUUCUCCUCCUGAUCUAUGUAAUUGCCUUUAUAGGAAAUGCAUUCCUUAUUAUCUUAAUCUGGAGGGACUCUCGGCUCCACACUCCUAUGUACAUACUCCUCAGUCAGUUGUCCUUAAUUGAUUUGACUUUAACUUCGACCAUAGUCCCUAAGAUGGCAGCUAACUUUUAUUCUGGAAUAAAAACUAUUUCUUGGAUUGGCUGUGGCACCCAGAGCUUCUUCUUUUUGACAUUAGGGAUGUCUGAGUGUCUUCUUCUAACACUCAUGGCCUAUGAUCGUUAUGUGGCUGUCUGCAACCCACUACAUUAUCACAUAAUCAUGAACUUCAGAGUUUGUCUUCAGAUGGCAAUUGGAUGUUGGGUUGGAGGUUCUCUAAGCUCCCUAGUCCAUACAGUCUACCCCAUGCAUUUCCCCAUCUGUGGUUCCCGGGAAAUUCACCAUUUCUUUUGUGAGGUACCAGUUAUCUUGAAGCUCUCUUGUGAGGACACAUCAGUCUAUGAAUUGGUGGUGAUGAUCACAAGUAUAGUGUUGCUUGUUGUGCCUUUUAGUCUCAUUACAGCUUCUUACACUGCCAUCUUCUUCACUGUCUUCCGGAUGAACUCUGUCAAGGGGAGAAGGAAAACCCUGGCCACCUGCUCCUCCCACCUAACUGUAGUGAGUCUCUUUUUUGGACCAAAUAUCUUUAUCUAUAUGACCCUCAGUUCUUCUCAUAGUCCAGAGCAGGACCAGGCUCUUUCUGUUUUUAGCAACAUCCUCACUCCUAUGUUGAAUCCUGUUAUCUAUAGCCUGAGGAAUAAGGAGGUGGUGGCAGCUCUGAAAAAAGUGCUGGGGAAGUGUACAUCCUCACAAUAA
Dromiciops gliroides (monito del monte) is the source of this 939-nucleotide messenger RNA. Its product is annotated as olfactory receptor 2T27-like. Gene Ontology annotation, molecular function: G protein-coupled receptor activity; olfactory receptor activity. The record is from RefSeq and is a predicted model, not a curated record. The transcript has a single exon. The coding region runs from base 1 to 939 and encodes 312 amino acids. Lineage: Eukaryota; Metazoa; Chordata; Mammalia; Microbiotheria; Microbiotheriidae. Gene Ontology annotation, cellular component: membrane. Gene Ontology annotation, biological process: G protein-coupled receptor signaling pathway.